AUGAGGGCAUCCCAGGCGCGAGUCUUUCAGCUGGCGCCAUCUGUAGUUCGCCAAGUGGCGGCCAUCUUCGCCACCCUGGAGCGCUGCUCGUGGUACCAGUUCGCCGUCAUCACCACCAAUCUUGGAGGACACGAGGACUUCGUUCGCGCAGUCCGGGACCGGCAGUUGAAAAGCAAAAGCGUAGUUGGCCGCGAGGCAGACAUAUUUGCAUACCGACAGCCUUCAUUUAGGGAAAGCACGUCCGGUUUUCCCGUUCAGCCACAAACAACGCGCAGAUACUCGGUGCUGGAGAUUCGCACCAUUCGCGGCCUGACGCGCCAGGAGUUCCGCUGCCAGCUGGAACCCAUCGCGGCGGGCGAGGCCCGCGUGAUCCUGCUCUUCGCCAGCAAGGAUGACUCGCGCGAGCUGUUCGCGGCCGCCCUGCAGCUGGAGAUGACCGGCAACAACUACGUCUGGAUCGUCACCCAGUCCGUCAUCGGAGCCCACCCGGGAAUCGCACCACCCGAGUACCCCGCAGGUCUGCUCGGUCGGACGCUGGACACAAAGAUGCAUCGAUAUCAAGGACGUCGUCUGGCCAGGAGAAGAUCUGGUUUCACCAAAAGGAGUCCCGCAGAAAUUUAAUCUAAGGGUACGGCUCGUUUCGCAACCUCGUCGAGAAUAUAACGGACGAAGAUGUUGAGUCGGAAAGCUCUAAUGGACUCUUUUCAUGAGGCGAUGCUUGCGUCAUAGCUACGACUAAGUUUACACGGGGCACCCUGG
Dermacentor andersoni is the source of this 759-nucleotide messenger RNA. The record is from RefSeq and is a predicted model, not a curated record. NCBI's taxonomy places the organism in Eukaryota, Metazoa, Arthropoda, Arachnida, Ixodida, Ixodidae.